GAAGUGCCGUCUCCUCGCGGCUGCUGUCUCUCGGGCUGGCCCAGGGAGGAGGCUCCCGGGGAGGGGGCCGGGCCGGGAUGGCGGCAGCGGCGGCCGGGACGGGGACUUGGGCCGCUCAAGAGAAGCAGUUCCCGCCUGCACUGCUGAGUUUCUUCAUUUACAACCCGCGCUUCGGACCGCGCGAGGGAGAGGAGGAAAAUAAAAUUUUGUUUUAUCAUCCAAAUGAAGUAGAAAAGAACGAGAAAAUUAGGAGCGUUGGAUUAUGUGAAGCCAUCGUGCAGUUUACGAGGACCUUUAGUCCAUCAAAACCUGCAAAAUCCCUGCAUACACAGAAGAACAGGCAGUUCUUCAAUGAGCCAGAAGAAAAUUUCUGGAUGGUCAUGGUUGUUCGGAAUCCUAUAAUUGAAAAACAGAGUAAAGAUGGAAAACCAGUUGUGGAGUACCAAGAAGAGGAGCUGUUGGACAAGGUCUACAAUUCAGUGCUGCAGCAGUGUUACAGCAUGUAUAAGCUGUUUAAUGGGACAUUUCUGAAAGCCAUGGAAGAUGGAGGUGUCACGCUCCUGAAGGAAAGACUGGAGAAAUUCUUCCAUCGGUAUCUGCAGACGCUCCAUUUGCAGUCAUGUGACCUACUUGACAUUUUUGGUGGGAUCAGCUUCUUCCCAUUGGACAAAAUGACUUACUUGAAAAUCCAGUCUUUUAUCAAUAGGAUGGAGGAAAGCCUGAACACAGUGAAAUACACUGCAUUUCUCUACAACGAUCAGCUCAUCUGGAGUGGAUUAGAACAAGACGACAUGAGAAUCUUAUACAAAUACCUCACCACCUCCCUGUUCCCCAGGCACAUUGAACCUGAGUUGGCGGGAAGGGAUUCCCCAAUAAGGGCUGAAAUGCCGGGAAAUCUUCAGCAUUAUGGAAGAUUUCUUACUGGACCCUUGAACCUCAAUGAUCCAGAAGCAAAAUGCAGAUUUCCCAAAAUUUUUGUAAAUACAGAUGACACUUACGAAGAGCUCCAUUUAAUUGUUUAUAAGGCCAUGAGUGCGGCCGUGUGUUUCAUGAUUGAUGCCUCCAUCCAGCUGACGCUGGACUUCUGCCGGAGACUGGACAGCAUCGUCGGGCCCCAGCUCACAGUGCUGGCCUCCGACAUCUGUGAGCAGUUCAACAUCAGCAAGCGGGCGUCUGGGUCUGAAAAGGAGCCUCAGUUUAAGUUCAUCUACUUCAACCACAUGAACUUGGCGGAGAAAAGCACAAUCCACAUGAGGAAGACCCCGAGUGUGUCACUGACGUCUGUCCACCCGGACUUGAUGAAGAUUCUGGGUGACAUCAACAGUGACUUCACUAGGGCGGACGAAGAUGAGGAGAUCAUCGUGAAGGCCAUGAGCGACUACUGGGUUGUUGGGAAGAAGUCUGACCAGCGGGAGCUCUACGUGAUUCUGAAUCAGAAAAACGCAAACCUGAUUGAAGUCAAUGAAGAAGUGAAGAAGCUGUGCGCCACCCAGUUCAACAACAUCUUCUUCCUGGACUGACCAACCACGGCGCGCCAAAAACCUAAGGGACUCGGCAGCGUCGUUUGUUGCUGCAGGUUUCUGCUCGCUCUUCUGGCUGCACUAGGACAAGAGCCACGCAGAAUGAAAUCUCUACUCAACCUGACCCGAGGUUUUUAGAUUUUAAAUAUGUACGUGGAAUAAUGAAAGGUAGUCUGCACUCUCUUUCAUUCCGUUCUUUUGACAUGUGAAUAUUUUACUGGAAAGAAGACUAAUAAAUUGCUAA
Messenger RNA from Castor canadensis (American beaver), 1764 nucleotides. RefSeq names its product CCZ1 homolog, vacuolar protein trafficking and biogenesis associated (gene Ccz1). Lineage: Eukaryota; Metazoa; Chordata; Mammalia; Rodentia; Castoridae. The record is from RefSeq and is a predicted model, not a curated record. Gene Ontology annotation, biological process: vesicle-mediated transport. Gene Ontology annotation, cellular component: Mon1-Ccz1 complex; intracellular membrane-bounded organelle.